UCCCCCCCUCCCUCUCCCCCGUCCACCCCCAUCUCGUCCGAUCAUCCGAGACAGAAGCUAGAGAAGAUGGCAAUGAACACGAACAUCAUCUUUGUGUUCCUCUGCCUUGCUCUUGUCACCCUUGCGGCCGGUGCGAGCUUUGACUGCGACAUGGCGCCUGCCGACCCGCAGGAUCGCCGGACAAACAAGGAACAACUGGUCAUCACCACGUUCAACGUCGAGUGGCUGUUUGAUGGCGUGACCGGCCCGUCGUCGUGCCCAUGGAAGACGGCGGAGGAGGCGGACCGGCAUCUGGAGCUCGUGGCGACGUUUGUGGCGACGAUGAACCCCUUGCCCGACGUGCUGAUGAUGCAGGAGGUGCAGGACUGCGACAUGCUGCGGCGACUGGCGAAGGCGCUUCCCGGCGGCGAGGCCGUCUACCGCGCGUACAUGGUCAAGGGCACCGACACGUCGACCCAGCAGAACACCGGGAUGUUGACCAAGAUCGAUCCCGAGACUCAUGUCUUCCGCACCAGCGACCGCUUCCCGUACCCGAUUGGCGGCGAGCAGUGCGGCUACAAGGGCUCGGACGGGACCCAGGGCGUGUCGAAGCACAUGUUUGCCCAACUCCGGGUUGGCUCGCGCCGCCUCGCGCUGGCCAACAUCCACUUUCUCGCCUUUCCCACCGAGUCGACCCGGUGCGCCAAGCGCGAGGCCCAGGCCAACGUCAUUCGCUACCAGGUUGACGAGUUCCUGACCAAGGGCAUGGACGUCAUCAUCCUCGGCGACCACAACGACUACUCGGCCGACGUGCCAGACUCGGCCGACAACAAGCCGAGUUCGCGAGUCGUCAACAUCCUCCGCAACGGCGUCAUCAAGGGCGCAUCGAGCCCGGCUGCCAACGCCACCACGCCCAGCAUCACCGAGUCGAUGUCGUUGGAGGAGGUCUCUGCACUUGUCAAGCAGCCGUCGCGCUACACAUCGGCGUACGGGACCGACCUGGUCUCGCAGAUCGAUCAUCUGCUCAUCUCCAACUCGCUCAUCGGCUCGCUCUCGCACGCGUACAUCGACCACGGCUUUCCGCGCGGCGUCGUCUCGGACCACUGGCCUCUCACCGCGGUUCUCAAGACGAGCGACUGGUAGCCAGCCACCCUGAUAAACUCGUACUUCUACUUU
Messenger RNA from Thecamonas trahens ATCC 50062, 1155 nucleotides. RefSeq names its product endonuclease/exonuclease/phosphatase. The coding region runs from base 67 to 1122 and encodes 351 amino acids. Gene Ontology annotation, molecular function: catalytic activity. NCBI's taxonomy places the organism in Eukaryota, Apusomonadida, Apusomonadidae. The record is from RefSeq and is a predicted model, not a curated record. The transcript has 2 exons.